Molecule: messenger RNA, 1341 nt
Organism: Geosmithia morbida
Lineage: Eukaryota; Fungi; Ascomycota; Sordariomycetes; Hypocreales; Bionectriaceae
Product: Fungal Zn(2)-Cys(6) binuclear cluster domain
Exons: 3
Source: RefSeq, a predicted model, not a curated record
AUGUCUGCCGACUUCCCCAUGAACUCGGAUGAUAUAUGCAGACAGAUGCAGCAGCAGUUUGGAAGCAACAGCAACAGCAACAGCAACAGCAACGGCAACAGCAACAACAGCAACAGCAACAGCAAUAACAACAGCGCCAACAGUAACAGCAACAGCAACGGCAACAGCAACGGCAACAAUAGCGGCAGCGGCAACGAUGCCCCCGAGAUGCUUCAGCUGGAUCCGAACCUGGACUUCACCAUCGCUGACCUCCUCGGCCACAGCCCGCAAGACUCGCACGACGCCAACAGCCGGAACGGCAGCGGCAACCCCUGGAGUCUACCCAUGUACUUUGGUGAGCCCAAAGCCGACUUCCCCAUCGCCAUGAUGGCCACGCCGUCACCGCCACCGCCACCGCCGCCGCCGCCGCCGCCGCUACCGCCGCCGCCAGCGGUCGCACAGCCCGCAUCGGCCCAGCAGCAGCAGGGGGGGCACAAGCACCCGAUCCGGGACCUCACCCUCCUACGCGACGAGAGCAGGUGCGUCAGCACCGUCGACCCUCUGGUCGUGCACGACCCGCGCAGCCGCAUGGGCUACAUAAUCCAGUACAUGACCAAGAUGCACGUGACGUUUGCGCGCACGCGCUGCCUGCCCUUCAUCCACCACCGGCUGUACGCCUCCCGGCUGCCGCGGACCAUGAUGACGGCCUUCGCCGCCGCGUCUGCCUACGCGGGCCGCACGCCCGACACGAAGCCGUGGGUCAUGAAGCUCCUGGGCGACGCGGCUGCCGACAUCCUCGCCCACGGGGGGUGGGCCCGGCCCACCUCGGCCACGGCGUCGGCCUCGCCCGUCCCCGUCAACGCUGGUCCCCACAGCCCGCUCGAGAGGCUGGCCCGCGUCCAGGCCAUGGUGCUGCUCGACUCGAUGCGUAUCUUUGACGGGGACAUCCUCCUCCGGAACGCCGCCGAAGCCGACAAUGUCGUCCUCGAUGCCUGGAUCGACGAUCUCGUCAUGCUCAGGGAUGACCUCGAGAAUGUUUUGGGCCAUGCGCCGAAUAAUCAGACUCCAAAGUCUUGGGAUGCCUGGAUUCUACUCGAGAGCAUUCGAAGAACAGUUGUCAUGGCAUUACCUAUGAAGUGUCUUUUACAUCUUAUGAAGCAGCCCCAAAUCGGCCCUUGCAUGCAACCAUCCAAAACAUCGUGGACUGCCUCGCAACACCUCUGGACGGCAGGCACAUCCGUCGAUUUUUACCAUUCCUGGCGAACAAAGCCCCGUUGGUGGAUCACUGAUUGGGAUUUUGACGAUUUCUGGAUGUAUGCCCGUGCAGAGGAUGCCGACGAGUUUACGAAGCUGCUUCUGACC